GAUGUUUCACCACCGGGACACUCUGUCUCCGCACACUUUAUCUGAACUCUUCCGACUUUUUUUCUCAGCGUAGGCGUGCGUUAACUCGCUCCUGCCUUUGAAAAAAGUUAUCAGAGGAAGGAAAGGGACGAAGAAGGAGAAAAAAAACUGGGCUACCUCUUCAAACCGUCCCGGUUUUUACCGGGGAGUUGUCGUCAUCAGCACCCCAGAUAUCCCCCCCUUAGCUCCCUAAAUGGAUGGGGCAGUCUCGGUCUAUGCAGUUCAGCACAGGCCAAAAGAUUGGAAACGACUUGUGAAUAUCCGUCAGUUUGGCGUCUAGAGGGGGGACGCUCAGAAAUGCCCGGCUGCUUCGCUGGAGCUCAACUCUGAGGACUUUUCUCCUGCAUUUCUGCUUUUUUUUCAGGAGGAAGGACUCUGCUCAAAGUUUACAACAGAAAGGAAAACUCAGCGCUGAAGUGGCAGCUCUCACACUAAAGCCCUCGCUAUGGAUUGGAUGUAUUUAUUGAUGUGCUUUUCACUCAGUCAAGUAUUUUUGGAUCAUAUUUUCGCUGCAGAAACACAUGAAAAACUCUCUGGAAAGUUAAGUGAAUAUGGUCUUAUCGUGCCAUUCAGCACAGACUCCCACGGCCGGUACAUUUCUCACGUGGUCUCUGCUGGAAGUGGAAGUAAAGGUGCUGCUGAUGCUGAUGCCGCCUCAGCCUUUGGCAGCAGAAGAAGGGUGGCCCGCAGUGCCCCCAAGAUGCCCCCAGUCACCCCCGCCUCGGCGCAGCAUUUGUUUUUCAACGUCACUGUGUUUGGGAAAGAACUGCACCUCCGCCUGAGGGCCAACAGGAGGCUGGUGGCCCCGGGGGCUUUUGUGGAAUGGCAGGAGGACUUUGUGGAAAAGGCCAAGGAGCAUAUCUACGGGGACUGUGUUUUCACUGGAGACGUGAGCGACAUGCCGGAGGCCUCUGUGGCUAUCAGCAACUGUGACGGACUGGCAGGUCUGAUCCGGACUGAUAAUGGGGAGUUUUUCAUCGAGCCCCUCGAGAAAGGCCAACAACACGUGGAAGUGAAGGGGCGGGUCCACGUGGUCUACCGCAGGUCGGCCAUCAAGCCAGAAACCGGCCAGCCGAGGGAGGACCUCCACAAUGAAGUGGCUGACUUCGGGAUUGCAGACCUCCCUGCGGCUCUGGAUCUCGUCGAACAUAAACUGUCUGAGUCUGAGCGCAAGAGGAGGCAUGCGAAGAAGGACGACUACAACAUCGAAGUGCUGCUGGCUGUGGACGACUCGGUGGUGCGCUUCCACGGCAAGGAGCAUGUGCAGAAUUACGUUCUCACGCUCAUGAACAUAGUUGAUGAAAUCUACCAUGAUGAAUCUUUGGGGACCAACAUCAACGUUGUCCUUGUCCGCAUGAUAAUGGUCGGGUACCGACAGUCUAUAAGCCUGAUCGAGCGUGGCAACCCAUCCCGCAGCCUGGAGCAGGUGUGUCGAUGGGCCAACACGCAGCAGCGCCGCGACCCUGACCACGCAGAGUAUCACGACCACGCCAUCUUCCUCACAAGGCAAGAUUUUGGUCCCGCAGGUAUGCAAGGUUACGCUCCAGUUACAGGGAUGUGCCACCCACUGAGGAGCUGCACUCUAAACCAUGAGGACGGCUUCUCCUCUGCCUUUGUGGUUGCUCAUGAAACCGGCCAUGUGCUUGGCAUGGAGCACGAUGGCCAGGGGAAUCGUUGUGCUGAUGAGACCAGUAUGGGCAGCAUAAUGGCUCCGCUCGUCCAAGCAGCUUUCCACCGCUACCACUGGUCACGUUGCAGCAAGCAGGAGCUCAAUCGAUAUAUCCACUCUUACGACUGCCUGCUGGAUGAUCCCUUUGAGCACAAGUGGCCAAAGCUUCCCGAGCUCCCUGGGAUCAAUUAUUCAAUGGACGAGCAGUGCCGCUUUGAUUUCGGCGUUGGUUAUAAAAUGUGCACUGCUUUUCGGACCUACGACCCUUGCAAGCAACUAUGGUGCAGUCACCCUGACAACCAGUACUUCUGUAAAACAAAAAAAGGACCUCCGGUGGAUGGAACAGAGUGUGCACCAGGCAAGUGGUGUUUUAAAGGCCAUUGUAUCUGGAAAUCCAGCCAGGAGCCCCAGGGCCACGAUGGAAGUUGGGGCUCCUGGUCAAAAUUGAGCUCUUGCUCCCGAACAUGUGGAGGUGGAGUUCGCUCGCGUAGCAGACAGUGCAACAACCCUCCGCCUGCAUACGGUGGUCGAGAUUGCCCAGGCUCUGCUUUUGACUACCAGAUGUGCAACACAGAGGAGUGUGCUGGCCCCUAUGAGGACUUCCGUGCUCAGCAGUGCGUCCAGAGGAGCAACAAAUACCACAAAAACAUCAAACACACCUGGCUACCGUACGAGCACCCAGAUGAGGCCCGGAAGUGUGAGCUCAGCUGUAAGUCAAAGGAAACAGGAGAGGUGGUGUUCAUGAACCAGGUGAUGCACGAUGGGACCCGCUGCAGCUACUCAGAGCCCUUCAGCGUGUGUGCUCGAGGAGAGUGUCUGCAUGUAGGCUGCGAUAAGGAGGUCGGUUCUUACAAACAGGAGGAUAAAUGUGGAGUGUGUGAGGGGGACAACUCCCACUGUCGCACCGUGAAGCUGACACUCACCAAGACGCCCAAAAAGAAUGGAAUGCUGAAAAUGUUUGACAUCCCAAUAGGAGCCCGUCACAUUGUUAUCGAAGAGAACGAGACUUCCCCUCAUAUUAUUGCUGUGAAAAAUCAAGUGACUGGAAACUUCAUACUGAAUGCAAAGAGUGAAGAAGCUGAAACAAAGACCUUCAUCGAAAACGGUUUGCAGUGGGAGUAUUCCCUCGAUGAAGGGAAGGAGAUCUUGAAAACAAGUGGUCCUCUGCAUGAAGGCAUUAUAGUGCUGGUCAUUCCACAAGAAGAAGAUGUCAAGAUCAGCCUGACGUACAAGUACAUCAUACAUGAGGACCUGUUACCGCUUAUUACCAACAACAAUGUUCUGCUGGCUGAACUGGACACCUACGAGUGGGCGCUGAAGAGCUGGUCUCAGUGCUCCAAACCCUGUGGUGGAGGAAUACAGUACACUAAAUAUGGCUGCAGGAGGAAGAGUGACAGCCGUUUGGUACAUCGAAACUUUUGUGAAACCAGCAAAAAGCCUAAACCCAUUCGCAAACGCUGCAAUGUUCAAGAGUGCAGCCAGCCCACGUGGGUGGUGGAGGAGUGGAGUCCCUGCAGUAAGACCUGCGGAAAGCUCGGAUACCAAACCAGGGUGGUGCAGUGCAUGCAGAUGCUCCACAACGGCACGAACAGGCCCGUCCACAGCAAACACUGCCUCCAGGACCGGCCGGAGAUAAGGAGAGCCUGUAACCACACCAUAUGCCCCGCCCAGUGGAGGACAGGGGCGUGGUCUCAGUGUUCGGUGACCUGUGGCGAAGGGAUCCAACAAAGGCAGGUGGUUUGCAAAGCCAGUGACAACACCCUCGGAGAGUGUGAGGGCGAGAAGCCGGAAACAGUCCUCAUCUGCAAACUAAGUUCGUGUCCAGGACAGCCAGUGUCUCCUCUCACCAUUGAAACAAUGGAAAAUUCCACAAUAAAAGAUGAAGCCGUACACCAAAGGGCGCCUGAAAACCCCGUCCACAAAAUCUCUUCAAAUGAGCCAUGUCUGGGGGAUAAAUCGAUUUUCUGUCAAAUGGAGGUUCUUGCCCGAUAUUGCUCCAUCCCUGGAUAUAAUAAGCUUUGCUGUGAGUCUUGCAACAAGAAAGAACACCUCGCCACACAUGCUCCUGACCUCCAAAACACCCCGUUGGCCUCAGCUGAACAUGAUACCUCCACUCCUUCUCACCCUGCAUCACCUAAGGCUUCUUCAGUGGCUACGACCCAGAGCCCGCCGCAAACCACUAAAGCCAUCAGCAGACGGCUGCGCUCCACCGCCCCGGUGCCAACCACAGCUGCCGAAGCCGAAGCUGAAGCCUCGCCAUCCACAGGUGCUGCUCUGCCCCAGGGUCCCACCAGCGACUCCUUCCUCACAGCUGGUAAAGGAGACUCAGACCCGGGGCCUCUUCUACCUCCGGGGCCUCCGCGGCCCACAGCAGACUCCAGUGGAGGUGCCUCUAAAGAGCACAGUCCAAACAGCACUUUAGGCCCAGUCGCUGCCAGGUCAAGAAGGGACGAUUUAGGAUCCGAGAGGGACUCGAGUCACAGAACCCUUUCAGCUCAGAAAUGAACAGUGAGCGAUGUUGUGAAUGUGCUGCUCAGUGGGACGGUCGUCUACAUCAGCUCACUCUUUGCAGCAUCUCAAUGACUCGCAGUCUUGCUGCGGAUGUUUUCUGUCUUUCUUUUUUUUUUUUCUUUUUUUUUUUUUUUUACAAAGAUUUUUUUUUCCAUGCCAGUGAACUUAGACCAGACCAGCGAUGGUUACCUCAUCAAAACUCCGGAGUGAUCUGUGCACAGCGUCGCUCUGCCCUCUGUGCUUCAAAUAUGAAACGGAAGAAGAAAAAAAAAGUUGUCAGGUGCUGUAAACUAAAACGACUACAUGACGUGUUCAAAAUGUGAUGACUGCAUUGCUACAUUCAUGUUUUUAUCUGUGUACAGUUGUGUAAUCCUGUUUUUUUCAAGUGCAUUAGAACUACUAUUGAACUUGUAUUGUGAACAUGUGAGGAGAGGUCAAAGGCCAUGGUUUUGGAGGUGCACGUGUCAGCUGUGGAGACCAGAGUGUGCCUCCUGAAUAAUUAUAGACCUACCAGUGCUGAGAUAUAAUGGAUUAAUAUAGUGCAUUAAGCCGCAAUAACUUUUGGUCAAGUUGGCUGAAACUGUCACUGUAUCCUGACAGUAGUAAGUGAGACAGUGAAAAAAUCAUAUUCCUCCUCUUAGUGCUUCUAAUGGCAUUUGCAAAAAUACACCCUGCCUGAAUGCAAACAUCCAGUACAGGGCGAGGAGUCUCCAACACUGCGACCAGGCAGCGCUGAUCAACUACGGAUAAAGAUUCAUUUACUUCAUUGCCUAUUUCUUACCUAUAUUUUUUUCAGAAACAUGUUUUAGUGUACUGUUUAGCUGUGAAAAGAGAAAAUUUGUCAUCAUCUUCAAAAGAGUCGAGCCAAACGUUUUCAUUUUACAGCUGAACAGUUUGCUAAAAAUUGGUUUCUGAAUACAUUCUAGGCCAGAAAUUGGCAACGCUGUAACAAAAUCUUGAUUCAUGUUGGAUCAGUGCUCAGUACUGUCGGACACUUUGACCACAGUUCACGUAACAAUGGACACAACUGACAACGGCGUUGAGACUCCCCUGCUCUGACUGAUUGUUUUUGCUCAGGCCCGGUGAAUUAUUCCAAAUACUAUUAAAGAUACACCAACAGUUUGAGCAA
Plectropomus leopardus (leopard coralgrouper) is the source of this 5348-nucleotide messenger RNA. RefSeq names its product ADAM metallopeptidase with thrombospondin type 1 motif, 14 (gene adamts14). Gene Ontology annotation, biological process: extracellular matrix organization; proteolysis. Lineage: Eukaryota; Metazoa; Chordata; Actinopteri; Perciformes; Serranidae. Gene Ontology annotation, molecular function: metalloendopeptidase activity. The record is from RefSeq and is a predicted model, not a curated record. Gene Ontology annotation, cellular component: extracellular matrix.